Colletotrichum fioriniae is the source of this 768-nucleotide messenger RNA. RefSeq lists its product as uncharacterized. NCBI's taxonomy places the organism in Eukaryota, Fungi, Ascomycota, Sordariomycetes, Glomerellales, Glomerellaceae. The record is from RefSeq and is a predicted model, not a curated record.
AUGGACGAGGAGCAAUCCCCCUUGAUGCGGAUCCCCGCCGAAAUCCGCAUCAUGAUUUACGAAUACCUCCUCGACGAUGCUGGCGAAAGAAGACUCGCCGUCCGUAAUAAGGCAAUGCAUCAGCUACACACCGGCGCCCUGAGCACCUACCGCCGCACAUCAUACCGCAUCAUCGAGAGCCCCAAGUCAAUAAUGCACCCCGAAAUCAUGGCUGUCAACCGCCGCAUUCACCGCGAGACGAGUCACCUCCUCUACGGCCGCCCCCAUGGCUUCGAUUUCGGCAGCGACGUAGAGGCUGUGGUGCCCUUCCUCAAAGACCUGACGCCGUCGUCUCGCUGUGCUAUCCAGGAGCUUACCAUCCGUAAGGAUGGGCCUGUGAUGCACUGCAAUAGUGAGAGUGACCGGCUGGACUGGGCGACCAUGUGCGCCUACCUCCGCCGGCUGGACAAGAUGAUACCUAGGCUGCGUAUCGUCGUGGAGGGCGGAAGACCGACGGCGGCGUGGGAGGGGCCGCAGGUGCUGAGCGUCUCGGAUCUGAGGUUGUUGGCGCUCAUCAAGCACGAUAGCAUGGAGUGGGUCGCCGAGUUGGCCAAAGUCGAGGGGAUUGAGAAGCUGGAGAUUGUGCCGAGGAUACGACAUCUCCCUGCGCCCGGAACGACGGCGACGCUGCUGUUUGCUGCAUUUUCAGCGUCAAUUGAUACGGGGCUUGUUGAGUAUCUACAGACGGAUUGCGGGCUGCCUGCUACGGCUGUGUCCCUCACAGCUUGA